Messenger RNA from Dromaius novaehollandiae (emu), 1630 nucleotides. RefSeq names its product STARD3 N-terminal like (gene STARD3NL). NCBI's taxonomy places the organism in Eukaryota, Metazoa, Chordata, Aves, Casuariiformes, Dromaiidae. Gene Ontology annotation, cellular component: endoplasmic reticulum-endosome membrane contact site; late endosome membrane; endoplasmic reticulum membrane. The record is from RefSeq and is a predicted model, not a curated record. The transcript is spliced from 12 exons. Gene Ontology annotation, biological process: cholesterol transport. The coding region runs from base 326 to 1147 and encodes 273 amino acids. Gene Ontology annotation, molecular function: cholesterol binding.
CCGCCCCCGUCGCACGCCGGCCCCGCCCCCUCCCCGGCAGCCCCCAGGGCCUGCGGUGGUGGCUCGCCGCGGUUGGGGCCCUCUCCUUCGGGCCGGAGCGGCGCGGCCGGGGUGCGGCUUCAGCAGGCGCAUCUUCUCGUGGACGUACAGCGUCCUGUCUGUCUCGCCGGCAAAUUAGGGCGUGCGAAUCUCUAGCUUCCGUCCCAGAGAGAUGUUACGUUAGGGUUUAAUUUCCAUGUCAGUUUGAAUUCAGAAAUUCUUGCUAUAUGGAUCAGCCUUCUAGUGAUGGUGAAGCAGGAAGAGGACUACUCUAAACAAACCGAGGAUGAAUUGGGUGCCAGAUGAUGCAGAAAAUGCUCACAGUAGCAGUGUGGAAUCCUGUCCUUCCUUGCGGGAUGUCCAGUCCAUCAACCCAGCGCAGCUGAUGGCAAGAAUUGAGUCAUAUGAAGGAAGAGAGAAGAAAGGAAUUUCAGAUGUCAGAAGGACUUUCUGUUUGUUUGUUACAUUUGAUCUCUUAUUCGUAACCUUGCUGUGGAUAAUAGAGUUAAAUGUAAAAGGAGGCAUUGAGACUACUUUAGAGAAAGAAGUCCUGCAAUAUGACUACUCUUCCUCAUAUUUUGAUAUAUUUCUACUGGCAGUCUUUCGAUUUAAGGUGUUAAUACUUGCAUAUGCAAUGUGCAGACUGCGCCAUUGGUGGGCAAUAGCUAUAUCUUUUUUAGGGGAGUUGGUGAAUAAAAUAUUGCAUCAUCAUUAUACAUUUACAACAGCAGUGACCAGUGCCUUUUUAUUAGCAAAAGUAAUUAUUUCACAGCUGUUUUCACAGGGUGCUUUUGGCUAUGUGCUCCCCAUCAUAUCCUUCAUACUUGCCUGGAUUGAAACCUGGUUCUUAGACUUUAAAGUGUUACCACAAGAAGCAGAAGAAGAAAACAGUGGAAAGGGAACACGAAGAAGUAUUGUGGAGAGUCUCCUUCAUGCACAGAUUGAGACCAGAGCAAGAUUGUUGAUAGCACAGGAUGCCUCUGAGCGAGCAGCUCUUCUUCACCCAGGAGUCCUCUCUGAUGGGCAGUUCUAUUCUCCUCCUGAAUCUGUAGCAGGAUCAGAUGAAGAAUCUGAAGAAAAACAGGACAGUGAAAAACCAGUCGUAUAGCAAAUGAGGGAAAGCAGGAAGAAAACUUCCGAGGGCAGUUGUUGGGAUUCAGAAACUGUGACAACAGAAUCUGUGGCUGACUUGCUGGUGGAGCUGCUAACAGGGGAAUGUGUUCAUUAGAAAGCAAAGGGAACAGUUCCGAUGUACUGUAAUACCUCAGCAACAUGUACCUUAUUCACAUCUGUUUAUUAGGUUGCCUCACAGGUGGUAUGAAACUAUUUGUCCAUGAUGUGUUCAGUGAUUCUUGAAGUUGAUCUUCUAAUGACUAGAUAACUACUGGAAAAUGUUGUCUUGUGUACCUAAUCCAAAGACUGGUAAUAUAAUGAAGUAUAUUUAAUGAUUAUUGGGAUUCACUAGGUAAAAUUAUUUUAUGUUGUUAUAAAUUUGUCGUUAGUCUUAUGUUUACUUUUUUUUUAACUCCGUGCAUUUUCUUUUUUUAAUGGAUAUGCUCACUUUCUGAAAUAAAAACGUUGGUAAAACCUG